CGGCAGACGUGGUGAUGUUAUGUUGAAGUGCAGAAGUUUGAUUGAAUAGUUGAGCCACAGACAGCAAAAGCAUAAAACCUCAUUGGGAGUUGGCAAAUUCGCUUGAACGAGAAGUGCUUGCAGUGAUCAAUGAAAAGACGGUUUUGCGUAGUUUCAUUGACUUUUUCAUGUGAUUUUUUCUUAUCGUGAGCCAACUACGGCUGAGUGUGUGUGCUACGUACGUACGCGUGUGUGUGUGCGUGUUCGGUUCAAGCCCAGUUUCGGGGUGUGUUUGAUCCGUGUAGCUGCACUUUUUCCGGUUCUGAAUGGGUCGAAAGUUUUCAUUGAAGUUUGCCUGAACCAUUUUCGGUGUAUUUUAAUUUUUGCAUUUUGUUAGUUGAACUAGGAAAAAGAAAUAAGUGAGUGUGUAUCCCACAACUCCAAAAGAGGAAUUUCUUUUUUUCCUUGUUGAAAAUAAGAAAAAGAACAAGCUCACAUCAGCUAACGGAAUAAGAAGAAGCGAAACCAAAAAAUUACUCAUCGCAUUCACUGGAAGUCGGUGUGUUCAUUCUGGGAGCUCGUAAGAGAACUGGUACCACUGCCAAUCACCACCCCAUCAGAGCACAGGGAGGAGGAGUGGGAGCAAAAGUGAACUCCCGUCAACGACACUGACAGAAGUGAGUGCCUCGAAGAAAGGAGGUGAAGCGAAAAACGACACACGAAUCUUGUGCAAGUGUCAAAAAGGAAGAGGCUGGCUGUCGGAACAGAACAGAGGCGUGUGAAAAGCUCUCGGAUUUGGCCCGUAAAUUCCACACUUUGUGGUCGUUAGACAAAACAGUGGUGAGCGUGUUUGUGGUCCUCCCGGGGGAAUCGGUAUUAGCUACGUGGUGUGGUGAUAAGUUCGGACGGAAGGAAACGCAGUGAUAACAGUCGGGGUCUGUGAUUUAGUCAGCAGCACAAAACUGCAACAGCAACAACAAAAGUAACAGCAGCAGCAGCAACAACAUCCGAAGAAAAUGGCAGAUGUGGAUGAUGUGAUAAGUGACCAGGAAAAGAUUCGGAUCGUCAACGACUUUAUCCUGCACGCCCCGCCCGGCGAGUUUAACGAGGUGUUUAACGACGUCCGGGAGCUGCUGAAUGACGACCGGCUGCUGAAGGAUGGCGCGAGUGCGGCCUGUUCCCAGUACAACAAGGACCAGCUCACGCCGGUCAUCCUCGAGGGCUCCGAGCUGGCCGUUCUCGUCACAGAGUUCAACGAUCUGGGCGGUGGCCGGUUCCUCGACCCGCGCUCCAAGCAAAGCUUCAAAUUCGACCACCUGCGCAAAGAGGCGUCCGAUCUGCAGAACGCCGACGGGGACCUCAUCUCGGAGCAGUGGCGCGCCAUGCUGGACAUCGAGGCGCUCACGUACAGUGCGAACCACUACCGCAACGGGUCGUGCUCGGUGUUUGGGCGGACCAGCAACGGCCAGAUCACGUUGAACGUGUGCAUCGAGGAUCACCAGUUUCAGCAAAACUUCUGGAACGGACGGUGGCGCUCCGUGUGGGCCAUCACGUUCCCGGCUUCGGGCAGCGGCGGUACGGCCGAACUGAAGGGGCUGCUCAAGCUGCAGGUGCACUACUACGAGGACGGUAACGUGCAGCUGGUGUCGUCGAAGGAGUUCCGCGACACGGUGGUCAUCACGAACGAGGCCGCCACGGCGAAGGAAAUCAUCCGGGUGAUCGAGGAGAGCGAACACGACUACCAGACGGCAAUAUCCGAGAACUACCAGACGAUGUCGGACACGACGUUCAAGGCGCUCCGGAGACAGCUGCCCGUGACUAGAACGAAAAUCGACUGGAGUAAGAUAGUGUCGUACAGCAUCGGGAAGGAGCUGAAAACGCAGUAAGGCAGAAUGCAGGAGGAAGGUGUGUUUAAGGUAAGUGUUGUGUGUGCAUGGCCGGGAAGCAGAAUAUCCACAAUUCGUGUGGGCGAGCCCGCUGGAACACGAGGGGGAGGGAAACUUCUAUAGACAUGCACCGUUCUAUAGAGGGAGCUGAUGGUGAGAGCUACGUGCAACAAAACCGCGAAACAAUUAUAACAAAUUUAACUAAUAAUUUUCAAAAACAAAGCAAAAAAAAAACGCGAAAAUCAAGCAGCAAAUAUUCGAAGCAAAACAUCGUCUUUUUACAAUAAACAAGCAACCACAUUCAAACAGAAACUCUUUACACAACUAGUUCGCAAAAUCAAUCGUGAGACCGUUGAACGAACGCUUUCGAGAGAUAACAUCGCUGUAAAUUCAUCGCUGGGUAGGGAAUAAUUAAAAAGGGUAAAGUGUAACCUCUAGUGACAAAAAAAGAAAGAAAAAAAUCAAUUAUAUAGAAAAGCAAAACUAAACAAAAAAAACUCACGCAAAACACGUAUUAGAACUCAACUCAGAAACUCGAAUUCACCGACGUUUGGCCUGCAACAUAGAUAAAGCAAAAACAAAUGGAAAACACUCUUUUAGAUAAUGUUAGUCAGACACACACUCUCACGAGUUCGAUGAAUUCUUACCACCUUGGAAAAAGGACAAAACUUUGCAGUAGUAGCAACUUUAUUAACGCGCUCAAUAGAUUAGUUUUACCCUCGCAUCUUCCCACACACACACUCACACACAAAACAAACAAAAUUUCGCUUGGAGAAUGGUUUUCCUCUUCUUUGACCACCCCCUCUGUGAACACCCUGCUCAAACGAAACGGGCUUUUCUGCAAUCUUAUCGGAAAAAGGCGAGACCGGUGACAGGUCUCACACCUUGCCGCGGCGCGAUUAGAUAAUGAGUCGAUUCUGUUUGCCGGCUGCUUCUUUAUUUUACCCAAGUUUGACAUUUCCCGUUCAAUACUGCCAAUUUUAACGCACUUUCUAUGCGAAGAAAUACUCUCUCUUUUCUGUCUACAAAGUCUGGGUUUUAACUUUCGACGACCAUUCUGCGCUGACUUGGUUUUUAGAAAUUGAACAUUUUGUCGCUCGAGAAAUAAAAAUAGCAAGAAAUAAAAGGUUUACCUUCAUUCCACGAACUGAACAAUUGUGGCAAAAUGUGUGAUAGAGAGUAAGGGAAUUAAACUUGAAUCGAGAAACUAAUAAAAUUCGAAAACAAUUAUCCAACGCAGUUGAAACACAUUACAUUGAAAGAUAGCAAAACAAACCAAUCCAAAUAGGCUCCGAACACAGAGACGACGAAACAUGUUCAUUUGGUUUCCCGUAAUCGAACCCCUCCCCAAACCUUGGAUAUAGUAUAUAGGCGAACAAAAAAAAAAUAACAACAGAGUAAAUUUAAAAAAACACUUCCUGAAUGGGAUAGAGAUUGAGGAAGAGGGCGGUACACGAACUGAAGAACAAACAAAAUGGAAAACUGUUUGAGAAGAGGACACACGCAGGAUAACAUUUAAGGAACUAAGUAACGAAACAUGAAUGAAAAAAAGAAACAGAAUUACACACACAACAAAAAAA
Molecule: messenger RNA, 3445 nt
Organism: Culex quinquefasciatus (southern house mosquito)
Lineage: Eukaryota; Metazoa; Arthropoda; Insecta; Diptera; Culicidae
Gene: cpa
Product: F-actin-capping protein subunit alpha
Biological process (GO): actin cytoskeleton organization; barbed-end actin filament capping
Cellular component (GO): F-actin capping protein complex; actin cortical patch
Molecular function (GO): actin filament binding
Source: RefSeq, a predicted model, not a curated record